This is a messenger RNA of Austrofundulus limnaeus, 4886 nucleotides long. RefSeq names its product tripartite motif containing 36 (gene trim36). Gene Ontology annotation, biological process: spindle organization; acrosome reaction. Bases 214 to 2472 code for a protein of 752 amino acids. Lineage: Eukaryota; Metazoa; Chordata; Actinopteri; Cyprinodontiformes; Rivulidae. Gene Ontology annotation, cellular component: acrosomal vesicle. Gene Ontology annotation, molecular function: ubiquitin-protein transferase activity; zinc ion binding; protein binding. The transcript is spliced from 13 exons. The record is from RefSeq and is a predicted model, not a curated record.
GGAUGGAUGCGAUCCGCGGAGCAGCUCCUGUUUCUUGAUGUCGUCUCACCUUCCACCCUGAAGACGCAGCUCAUUUCCUCCCCUUCAACGCAGCAGCAGCAGCUGAUGGUGGCUCUGCUCUCCUCUCAUCGCAUUUAAACAUUUUUAUUUUUUCAGAGUCAGAGCCUGUUUGCAUCUGCAUCUUCGUCAUCAUCAUCAUCAUCUUCUGCAGCCAUGUCAGACUCUGAGGACAUCACGGAGUUCGGCGUCAUCGUGGAGCGGAUCGAGCGGGGCGAGGUCCCCAUCAAGAACAUCGAGCGGGAACUGAUCUGCCCGAUAUGRAAGGAGCUCUUCACCCACCCUCUGAUCCUGCCCUGCCAGCACAGCGUCUGUCACAAAUGUGUCAAAGAGCUGCUGAUGCUGAACCACGACGACUCGUUCGACGCCGGUUCGGAGUGCUCCAUGCCCGGCAGCCCCAGGUCCAGGGUGCCGUCCCCGUCCUUGGAGAGACUGGACAGGCUUGUGAGAUCAGGUUCGAUCUCCUCUCCGGGAUGGCGCAGGGGGUCGGUGACUCCCCGCAUCACCACCAUCCCGUGCCCAGGCUGCCAGCACGACAUCGACUUGGGCGAACGUGGCAUCAGCAUGUUGUUCCGCAACUUCACCCUGGAAAAUAUAGUGGAGCGCUACAGGCAGGCCGCCCGCGCCGCCGUCGCCAUCAUGUGCAACAUCUGUAAACCUCCACAGCAGCAGGAGGCGACGAAGAGCUGCAUGGACUGUAAGGCUAGCUACUGCAARGAGUGCUUCAAGCUGCACCACCCAUGGGGCACCCCCAAAGCUCAGCAUGAAUAUGUGGGACCCACCACAAACUUUAGACCCAAGGUGCUCAUGUGUCCGGAGCACGAGAUGGAGAAGGUGAACAUGUACUGUGAAGUCUGCAGACGACCCGUGUGUCACUUGUGCAAGCUGGGGGGGUCCCACGCCAACCACAAAGUCACUUCUAUGAGCAGUGCUUACAAGAUCCUGAAGGAGAAGCUGGCCAAGAGUAUCCAUUACCUCAUCAGCAAAGAAGACCAGGUCAGGACUCAGAUUACUGAGAUCGAACGGCUCAUCAAUCAGACCGAGGAAAAUGGGCAGCUAGCGGAGCGUCAGGCCAACGAGCACUUUGAGCGUCUGUUUGAGACUCUUCYAGAAAGAAAAUCAGAGAUGCUGAGAUCCAUUGAGCAGUCUCGUAACAGACGCCUGGAUCAUCUGAAAAGCCAGGUGGAGGAGUACCAGGGUAUGCUGGAGAACAGCGGGCUGGUUGGCUAUGCCCAGGAGGUGCUGAAAGAGACCGAUCAGUCCUGCUUUGUACAAACAGCAAAGCAGCUUCACGUCAGAAUCCAGAAAGCCACAGACUCUCUGAAGACCUUCCAUCCUGCAGCAGACCCCUGCUUUGAUGAGUUUGUGCUCGACACUUCCAAAGAAGAAACGCUGCUUAAAGAAAUGUGCUUUGGAGGAGUUCCUGAUCCCCCGCUGAUUGACUUGUCCCUCAGCAAAGUCUAUAACGAAGCAUCAAUCUGCUGGAGGCUGUCUGAUGACCACCUGCCUACUGACCACCACGUGCUUGAGUACCGCAAGCUUGGCAGCCCGAGCCAGUCCCCGGCCCAGGAGGACGGUGAGGACAGCAGUGUCUGGAAGGCCACAGACAGAGUUUAUGGGUCCAGCACUGUAGUGCAAGAACUGGAGCCAAACAGUCUGUAUGUCUUCAGAGUGCAAAGCUGCAGGAACUCCAUGUGCAGCCCCUACAGCCCCGAGGUCACCUUCCACACCCCACCUGCACCAGCUUUUGGCUUCCUGUUCAGUGACAAGUGUGGGUUCAGUACGGAGCGUCUGGUUCUGAACAAUCGACGGGAUGCUGUGGAGAGCGUGGCAGGCAUGGCCUUCCUCCUGGCAGCAGAGCGUGUGCAGACGGGCAGCUACGUUGGUCUGGAUUACAUCAUUGGAGACACCGGCAUCUCUCAGGGACGACACUACUGGGCCUUUAAGGUGGAACCGUACUCGUAUGUGGUUAAAGUGGGAGUGGCAUCUGACACCAAGCUGCUUGAAUGGUUUCACAAUCCAAGAGAUACCAGCAGCCCGAGCAGGUAUGACCAUGACAGCGGACACGACAGUGGCAGCGAGGACGCGUGCUACGAGCUCUCCCAGCCCUUCACCCUCCUCACCCUGGGCAUGGGCAAACUCUUCAUCCCCAAGGCGUCUUCCUCCUCCUCAGUUUCCAGCGCGAACGCAUCGUCUGGUGACCCGGGAAACCGCAUGCUGCCCAUGCCGCAGCGCAUUGGCGUGUGCCUGGACUACGACGCCCAGCGGGUGUAUUUCUACGACGCCGACACCAUGAGGUGCCUUUACGAGAGGCAGGUGGACUGUUCGGGAACCAUGUAUCCGGCUUUUGGCCUCAUGGGCAGCGGGAAGGUUCAGCUGGAGGAGUUCAUCACUGCUAAAAAACUGACUUUCUGAGGAGGAAUGGAAGGUGUGGAUGCUUUAAGAUCUGAUUAAUCCUUGGAGCGUUURUGUUUUCCUGACAGGGUGAAGUUGAAUCUAAACAGAUUUUAAAAGAUGGUUAUGAGGGCCUUUUUUUUGUUGUUGUUAAGACGACGUGUGUAGUGUAACAUGUCCACAUACAGAGGUCUUCAGAGGUUGGUGUAGAUCUAAACCAGCAUCUCUGCAUACCAAAGUCUCUGUUUUGGACCUGCUUUUAAUUGGCWGCUGGGAUCAGCUGUUGAAUCGGCUGCACAGCUCGCAGUCACUUUAAAUCUUUUUAACAUAACCCACCCUCUACAUUUAACACUCCCUCUCUUGUCARGUUUAUUAUUAUUACUAUAAAUUUAUUAUUUUGUAAAUAUGUUUGGUUCUUUAACGUUUAAAGGUAGUAGCACAGGUUUAGAUGUAAUGUUAAUGAGGGAGAGGUGGUUAGAGCUACCUUUAAAGCUAGCACCUUUGUGCCUUUUUAUUUUCCUCAUGGAAAUGGAUCAYUGAGUUACUGACAUUCAUUAUGAUUUUGUAUUUACUGUUUUACACUUGACUGUAUCAUUGAAAACACUAAUUAUCAUUAUUUCCACAGUUAAAGUAAGUUUUGCACAGUAACUUCACUAAUCACUACCUUGCGUUUUUUUUACGUAAAUGUUACAAAAAGUAGCCUGCACGUUGCUGUUUUACAUUCAUGCACACAGGGUUCCACUUUUUUUUUGCUUUUAAAAACUAAAAUGCUGGAUUUAAAAGCCUCUUCACUUUUAGAACUGCACACUGUAACGUUCAGCAUCACAGACUUGUCCAACUUUAAGAGCACGAUGUUUGUUUUCACAGCUGCAACACUAACCGUCGAAGCUCAUUCACUCUGGUGCUACUUUUAGUGCAACACAAACAGUUCCGUGGCCUCACCGCCUUUUUAACAGCUCGAGUUCUUUCAGGUUCUAAAAAGUGCUUUCACCAAACAGCACCACUGCUGUCUAAACCGAUGUUUUAAUUGCAGUUAAGUGUAACAAGUGAACACACGUAGAGACGUCGUCGGGUGGGGAAAUGGGCACACUGGAUUAAUUUUUUUUUUGUUAGUUUUGACCACACUUUUUGUACAAAGAUGUAGUUUAUUUGUGCCUGCACUAGGGUUUGUUUGUUCAUUUUAUGUAUAUUUUGAUUUCUGGAGGGUUAGGGUAAUAGUUGCGUUUUCUCAGGUUUCUGGCUCAGUUUCGGGCCUAAUACUUCUACCUCUAUCAGUCAGUCCUGGAAAACCUUAAACACUGUCCCUCUCCUGAUAGAAACAGUMGAUUUUUGAUUUAAAGUUUUGCUUUUUUUUAAGAAUUAUUUUUCUGCUUUUUUUCAUUACAUAAUAAAGUUUUUAAAACCCUAUGACUUUUAGAUUUCCUGUAUAUAUUUUGAGUGAAAUAAAUCAUAAUGGUUUGUGUAGUUAGUGGGRGUUUGUGGAUUACUAUUGAUGGGGAAAUGGCUGUAAGCUGAUGUUGCUCUAUUCAGCUGCCUUUGUCGAAGAAAAUUUUCAAACGUGGUAAACUUCUCUUCCUGUCGUUUCUGACAAUAGUUUAAUAUUGUUUUGUUAAAAAGUACAACUUAAAAUGGCUUUUUACUUUUCCCAUGAUCAAUAUUUUUCUCCACUUUGAAAGUGAAGUGUUUGACUACUGUGACGGUGUACAUAUUUAGUCCUUCAACUGUUCAUCUAGUUUCACUCCAGUCCUCGCAGACCUUGAAUCCUGUCUAAAAAUGACUUUCAGACGUCUAUGCAUUUAAGAAUUGGCUGUCAGGGUUCAGUUUUAUUCCCACACAGAAUGUAUUUCUGAUAACGGCAGAGCAAAUGACUGUUCUUUUUCUAUUUUUUGUGUGUGUUGGGGGGAGUCGAUGCAUUUGCAUGUAAAUGUAGGAAAAAAUGUAUAACUAGACACUAAAGUAUAUCUUCUGUCCUGCUUUGCAGUCUUGAAUUUGGUACGAAGUAAUGCACAGACUGACUCUUCAUCUAAUCUUAAGCUAGCACUUUAGAAAUCUGUAGCAUGUCUGCAAAUGUUUAGCUCUGCAGGUGUGUUUUAAUCAUUGUGUGUGCAAUACUAUAAACACUGUAGGAAUGAAGAGCGAACACAAGCCUUUAAUGACAAUUUGCACUGUUAACAGGCUUUUUCUGGUUUUAAAUUAGCAUUUUUCCAGCUGUUUGGGAGUGUUAAACAAUUGGUAUGCUUUAAUCUAAAUUGGCCACUCAUUUGUCCUUGUGUGCUUUCUGCUGAGGAUUUGGUGUGAUGUGUUAACUGGUGGAUUUCUGUGUAACGAUGUGAAAAUGGUAUUCUGUUCUCUGGGUCCAGCAAUGGCUGCAUAUCUAUCUCUUUUUAUUUUCUUUGUUGUGCAGGAUCUUCACCAAAUAAAACUUUUCCAAAUGA